GGCUCACGCUGCUGCCCAGGCUGGAGUGCAAUGGUGUGAUCUCAGCUCACACUGCAGCCUCUGCCUCCCGGGUUCAAGUGAUUCUUCUUAGUCUACAUUUUAAGACAUGGUGCAUGUUUUCAAAGAGAGCAGCUCGGAGCCCUCUGGCAUGUCAUGAUGUCACCAAGUCAGAGUCCACCUGGGGCCUGUGGGGAUGGGUGGUGGCAGGAGGCGGGGUCAGAGGUUAAGGAGCCCAGUUCUGAGUACCAUUUUCCUGAGCAUGUAUUUGAUGAGAGGUGUUCCACGAGCCUGCCGUGGCUUCUGUGGGUGCUGGAGCCUGGGAUGUCCUGGAUACCCCCGGUCUGGAAGCUGGUAGCAUCGAGAGAACAGCAGCUGGUUCAGCUCAGAAGCCAAGGGGUGGGGGUUCCCCCUGGGUGAGGUGGACCUGACGGGGUCUGAGCAGACCUGCGAGAAAUACCCAAGACUUGAGGGAAAACAUUCCAUGGCUUUUUCAUUUGGAGCCAAACAUUGCCUCAUGUAAUUUUCUCCCUGCUUUUUCCCAUUGCCUCUGCCAGGGUCCUUGGGCCUGGCACAGACGCUGUAAUAAAAGACCCUGUGUGUGUGUGUGUCUGUAUGUGUGUACGUGUGAGGGUGUAUAUGUGCAUAUGUGUGCAUGUAUGUGUGUUCGCAUGUGUAUAUGUCAGUGUAGGUAUUUGUGAGUGUGUGUAUGUGGGUAUUUGUGCAUGUCAGCAUAUGUGUAUGUGUGGGUGUGCAUGUGUGUACAUGUCUGAAUGUAUAUAUGUGCAUGCAUAUGUGUGAACCUGAGUGUAUCUAUGCAUAUUUGUAUAUAUGUGUGCACAUACACACAUGCAUUUGUGUGUGCACAUAUGUGUAUGUGUGUAUGUAUGUGGGUAUUUGUGAAUAUGUCAGUGUGUGUGUGUGUGAGUAGGUGUGUGUACAUGUCUGAGUGUAUGUAUGUGCAUGCAUGUGUGUACAUGUGAGAGCAUAUGCACACACAUGUGCAUACAUGUGCACACACGUAUUUGUGCAUGUGUGCAUGCAUGUAGAUAUUUGUAUGUGCACAUGUGAGUACACGUGUAUAUGUCUGAAUGUAUAUGUGCAUAUGUGUGUAUGUAUGUGUGUGUGUAUAUAUAUUUGCUUGUGAGCAUGUAUGUAUGUGCAUUUGUGUGUGUUGAGUGUGUGUGUGUGGGGGUUCCAGGGAGAACUAUCGGCACAGAACCAGCCCCUCCCAGCCCCCCAUGCUCUGUGUUUAUGGUGAGGGCACUUGUGAUUAUUUUUCUUCCCUGAACGUUCUGAUUCUUCCUGGAUUGUGGUGUGUGUCCAUCCUAAGGCCUGCAGAGGCCUUUGAGGGCGUGCAGCUCUUUGGAGCUGAAUUCACCUUCUCAGUACCUUCUAGGGGAGACUGACCCCCAUCUGCAACCUUGGAGGGAGCCGCCAGUCCACAGUGCUGGGAAAUGUGGCCAGUCCAGUGUGUGACCCACCAGGAGCGAGUGCAGGAAGAACAAGGGCUGUGGAGGUGGAUAGCUGGGUUCAAAUCCUGAUUCAAAUGUCUCUGAGCUGUGGCCUUGCGGGGGCCGCCCAGCCUUUGGGCACAACCGGUUCCCUACCUGUGGAAUGAGAAUAGCACCAUCCUACCACGGAGAGUGGGCGGCUAGCAGUGAAAAUGGGGCGCUGUGCUAAGCGUUCAUCUCAGGCUUCGUCUUCAACAUCCCUCACCCCAAUUCUGUGAGGAAGGUACUUUUCACAUCCCCAUUUUACAGAUGAGGAAAUGGAGGCAGUCCGAUUUCAGAACGCUUUACUGCUUUAUUCUUCCUUAGAGCCGUUCCUUGUUACAUUGUGCUGUCUUAAGCAGCAGUUGGCCUGGGAAAGGUGCUGCGUACUAGCAGGUAAAGAUGAGCCUUCCAGCUACAUUUGCACAACAUGCAAGCAGCCCUUCAACAGCGCGUGGUUCCUGCUGCAGCACGCGCAGAACACGCACGGCUUCCGCAUCUACCUGGAGCCCGGGCCGGCCAGCAGCUCGCUCACGCCGCGGCUCACCAUCCCGCCGCCGCUCGGGCCAGAGGCCGUGGCGCAGUCCCCGCUCAUGAAUUUCCUGGGCGACAGCAACCCCUUCAACCUGCUGCGCAUGACGGGCCCGAUCCUGCGGGACCACCCGGGCUUCGGCGAGGGCCGCCUGCCGGGAACGCCGCCGCUCUUCAGCCCCCCGCCGCGCCACCACCUGGACCCGCACCGCCUCAGUGCCGAGGAGAUGGGGCUCGUCGCCCAGCACCCCAGUGCCUUCGACCGAGUCAUGCGCCUGAACCCCAUGGCCAUCGACUCGCCUGCCAUGGACUUCUCGCGGCGGCUCCGCGAGCUGGCGGGCAACAGCUCCACGCCGCCGCCCGUGUCCCCGGGCCGCGGCAACCCUAUGCACCGGCUCCUGAACCCCUUCCAGCCCAGCCCCAAGUCCCCGUUCCUGAGCACGCCGCCGCUGCCGCCCAUGCCCCCCGGCGGCACGCCGCCCCCGCAGCCGCCGGCCAAGAGCAAGUCGUGCGAGUUCUGCGGGAAGACCUUCAAGUUCCAGAGCAAUCUCAUCGUGCACCGGCGCAGCCACACGGGCGAGAAGCCCUACAAGUGCCAGCUGUGCGACCACGCGUGCUCGCAGGCCAGCAAGCUCAAGCGCCACAUGAAGACGCACAUGCACAAGGCCGGUUCGCUGGCCGGCCGCUCCGACGACGGGCUCUCGGCCGCCAGCUCCCCCGAGCCCGGCACCAGCGAGCUGGCGGGCGAGGGCCUCAAGGCCGCCGACGGCGACUUCCGCCACCACGAGAGCGACCCGUCGCUGGGCCACGAGCCGGAGGAGGAGGACGAGGAGGAGGAAGAGGAGGAGGAGGAGCUGCUGCUGGAGAACGAGAGCCGGCCCGAGUCGAGCUUCAGCAUGGACUCGGAGCUGAGCCGCAACCGCGAGAACGGCGGCGGCGGGGUGGCCGGGGUGCCGGGCGCGGGGGGCGGCGCGGCCAAGGCGCUGGCGGAUGAGAAGGCGCUGGUGCUGGGCAAGGUCAUGGAGAACGUGGGCCUGGGCGCGCUGCCGCAGUACGGCGAGCUCCUGGCGGACAAGCAGAAGCGCGGCGCCUUCCUGAAGCGCGCGGCGGGCGGCGGGGACGCGGGCGACGACGACGACGCGGGCGGCUGCGGGGACGCGGGCGCGGGCGGCGCGGUCAACGGGCGCGGGGGCGGCUUCGCGCCGGGCGCCGAGCCCUUCCCCGGGCUCUUCCCGCGCAAGCCCGCGCCUCUGCCCAGCCCCGGGCUCAACAGCGCCGCCAAGCGCAUCAAGGUGGAGAAGGACCUGGAGCUGCCGCCCGCCGCGCUCAUCCCGUCCGAGAACGUGUACUCGCAGUGGCUGGUGGGCUACGCCGCGUCGCGGCACUUCAUGAAGGACCCCUUCCUGGGCUUCACGGACGCGCGCCAGUCGCCCUUCGCCACGUCGUCCGAGCACUCGUCCGAGAACGGCAGCCUGCGCUUCUCCACGCCGCCCGGGGACCUGCUGGACGGCGGCCUCUCGGGCCGCAGCGGCACGGCCAGCGGAGGCAGCACUCCGCACCUGGGCGGGCCCGGGCCCGGGCGGCCCAGCUCCAAGGAGGGCCGCCGCAGCGACACGUGCGAGUACUGCGGCAAGGUGUUCAAGAACUGCAGCAACCUGACGGUGCACCGGCGGAGCCACACCGGCGAGCGGCCUUACAAGUGCGAGCUGUGCAACUACGCGUGUGCGCAGAGCAGCAAGCUCACGCGCCACAUGAAGACGCACGGGCAGAUCGGCAAGGAGGUGUACCGCUGCGACAUCUGCCAGAUGCCCUUCAGCGUCUACAGCACCCUGGAGAAACACAUGAAAAAGUGGCACGGCGAGCACUUGCUGACUAACGACGUCAAAAUCGAGCAGGCCGAGAGGAGCUAAGCGCGCGGGGCCCCGGCCGCCGCGCACCUGUACAGUGGAACCGUUGCCAACCGAGAGAAUGCUGACCUGACUUGCCUCCUUGUCACCGCCACCCCGCACCCCGCGUGUCCCCGGGGCCCGGGGGAGGCGGCACUCCAACCUAACCUGUGUCUGCGAAGUCCUAUGGAAACCCGAGGGUUGAUUAAGGCAGUACAAAUUGUGGAGCCUUUUAACUGUGCAAUAAUUUCUGUAUUUAUUGGGUUUUGUAAUUUUUUUGGCAUGUGCAGGUACUUUUUAUUAUUAUUCUUUCUGUUUGACUUCCUUUGAGAGAUUUUUUUGGGUGUCCAUCCCUUCUUCUUCUUCUUCUUCUUUUUUAAACCCGGUAGUAGCCUGAGCAAUGACUCACAAGCAACGUUAGAGGGGAAGCAUAUCUUUUAAAUUAUAAUUUGGGGGGAGGGGUGGUGCUGCUUUUUUGAAAUUUAAGCUAAGCAUGUGUAAUUUCUUGUGAAGAAGCCAACAUUCAAAUGACUUUUAAAGUUGUUUACCUUUUUAUUCCUUCCUCUUUUUUUUGUCCUGAAAUAAAAAGUGGCAUGCAGUUUUGUUUUGUUUUGUUUAAUUUUUUUUGUUGAUUUUUUGUUUUUGGGGUGGGGGGGUGUGGAUGUACAGCGGAUAACAAUCUUUAAAGUCGUAGCACUUUGUUUCAGAAUUGGAAUGGAGAUGUAGCACUCAUGAUGUCCCAAGUAAAGCGGCCUUUUCUGCGUUGAUUUCAGCUUUCAUAGUACAUAAGGGAAACCUUCCGUGGUGGUGCUGGGGGAGGCACCCCACAGACUCAGCACCACCAGAAAUAGGGUUUUGGAGGGCUCCUCUGGGAAAUGGCCUGACAGCAUUCUGAGUUUGUGCAUGACCCUUUCUUGGAGUGCUGGUGUGCCCUGGGGUGCCAUGGCUGCUAUUCGCUGUAGAUUAGGCUAAAUAAAACGGGCUGAGGGUACCUUUUUGGGGAGAUGGGGUGGCCUGCAGUGACACAGAAAGGAAGAAACCAGUGGUGUUCUUUUAGGCUUUUUUCUGGCUUGAUGGCUUCUCUGUCUCUCUUUUUAAAAUCACCCCACCACAUAAAUCUCAAAUCCUGUAUGGCAGCAAGUGGUCGUUGAUCAUUUCCCAAGCAGACGAAUGCCCUAAUGAAUUGAAGUUAGUGUUCUCUCAUUUAAUGCACACUGAUGAUACUGUAGGGAUGGGUGGGGUGGGGAUCUUGCAAAUUUCUAUUCCCUUUUACUGAAAAAGCCGGGGAGGAGUUCCAUGAGAAGGUGCCCAGCGCUACUGCCCAGGUUGUUUUGUUUCGUUUUGUUGUCUAUCUCAUUAGGUUGGAAGGUACUAAACAUUGAACUGUUCAGAUUAGACAUUUGAAUUCCGUUGACCCGCACUUUAAAGCUUUUGUUUGCAUUUAAAUUAAAUGGCUUCUAAACAAGAAAUUGCAGCAUAUUCUUCUCUUUGGCCCAGAGGUGGGUUAAACUGUAAGGGACAGCUGAGAUUGAGUGUCAGUAUUGCUAAGCGUGGCAUUCACAAUGCUGGCACUAUAAAGAACAAAAUAAAAUAAGAAUUCCUAGGACAGUUUUUCUGCUGCCAUUCAAUUUGAUGUGAGUGCCUUGAAAACUGAUCUUCCUAUUUGAGUCUCUUGAGACAAAUGCAAAACUUUUUUUUUGAAAUGAAAAGACUUUUUAAAAAAGUAAAACAAGAAAAGUAGGUUCUUUAGAAACUAACAAAGCCACAUUUACUUUAAGUAAAAAAAAAAAAAAAAUUCUGGUUGAAGAUAGAGGAUAUGAAAUGCCAUAAGACCCAAUCAAAUGAAGAAAUAAACCCAGCACAACCUUGGACAUCCAUGAGCUGAAUUCUCCUCAGCCCCUUUUGUUUUUGGGACAACGCUGCUUAGAUAUGGAGUGGAGGUGAUUUACUGCUGGAUUAAAACUCAAGUGACACAUGUUACAAGUUGAUAUCGUUGAAAGAAAAGCAAAACAAAAACAAUUCAGGAACAACGGCUAAUUUUUUCUAAAGUUAAAUUUAGUGCACUCUGUCUUAAAAAUACGUUUACAGUAUUGGGUACAUACAAGGGUAAAAAAAAUUGUGUGUAUGUGUGUUGGAGCGAUCAUUUUUCUUUCAAAGUUUGCUUAAUAGGUUAUACAAAAAUGCCGCAGUGGCCGCGUGUAUAUUGUUUUCUUUUGGUGACGGGGUUUUAGUAUAUAUUAUAUAUAUUAAAAUUUCUUGAUUACUGUACAAGUGGACCAGUAUUUGUAAUAAUCGAGAAUGCCUGGGCAUUUUACAAAACAAGAAAAAAAAGUACCUUUUCCUUUCCUUGAAAAUGUUGCAGUAAAAUUUAAAUGGUGGGUCUAUAAAUUUGUUCUUGUCACAGUAACUGUAAAGUCGGAGUUUUAGUAAAUUUUUUUCUGCCUUGGGUGUUGAAUUUUUAUUUAAAAAAAUGUAUAGAAACUUGUAUUUGGGGAUUCAAAGGGGAUUGCUACACCAUGUAGAAAAAGUAUGUAGAAAAAAAGUGCUUAAUAUUGUUAUUGCUUUGCGGAAAAAAAAAAUCACAUUUCUGACCUGUACUUAUUUUUCUCUUCCCGCCUCUCUCUGGAAUGGAUAUAUUGGUUGGUUCAUAUGAUGUAGGCACUUGCUGUAUUUUUACUGGAGCUCGUAAUUUUUUAACUGUAAGCUUGUCCUUUUAAAGGGAUUUAAUGUACCUUUUUGUUAGUGAAUUUGGAAAUAAAAAGAAAAAAGAACAAAAACAAACAGGCUGCCAUAAUAUAUUUUUAGUUUGGCAGGAUAAAAUAUUGCAAAAAACACAUUUGUAUGUUAAGUCCUAUUGUACAGGAGGAAAAGGGUUGUUUGACAACCUUUGAGAAAAAGAAACAGAAGGAAGUAGUUAAAUGCUUUGGUUCACAGAUCAUUAGUUGUAUAUAUUUUUUGUCGGAGGUGGCCUACACAGAGAACCGUUCGUGUUGGGCUUCUCUCUGAAUGCCCCGAACCUUGCAUCAAGGCUCCUUGGUGUGGCCACAGCAGACCGGAUGGGAAAUUCUUUAUUUGUGUUGAGUGGAAAAAAAUCAGUUUUUGUAAAGAUGUCAGUAACAUUCCACAUCGUCCUCCCUUUCUCUAAGAGGCCACCUGUAAGAGGAAAGAUGUGGAGGAGAGAGAGCGAGAGAACAUCUUCCUCUGCCAUCACUUCCGUGGCGGUCACCGCCACCACGUCUCCCGCCCUUACCGGCAGAAAGCAACGCCCACUGUGCUUCUUCAGUACUUGAGAAAUUGUGAAACAAACGCAAAUGUCAUAGAAGGAGCUGGUGAUUCAGCUGGGUCCAGGUGAAGUGACCUGCUGUAGAGACCGGCACAAAUUGGAUUUCAGGAAGGAGACCCCAUCGCAGCCAGGACCUUCCGUGCCAUGGAGAGUGCUGGCCUCUUGUCUUUCUUCCCUGCUUUGCUGCUUUGCUCUCUGAAACCUACAUUCCGUCAGUUUCCGAAUGCCAGGGCCUGGGAUGAAUUCGGUGCCUUUCCAUAUCUUGUUCUCUCUCCUUCCCCUGCGUUUCCUCUCCAUCCUUCAUCCUCCAUUGGUCUUUUACUCACUUUAGAAACAUUUUUAUUUAUUUAUUUUUCUUUCUUCCUAUCUGUCCCUCUCCUAACCCUCCCUUUGAAUUUUUUUUUUUUUUUUUUGUAAAGCCAAGUAGCUUUAAGAUAAAGUGGUGGUCUUUUGGAUGAGGGAAUAAUGCAUUUUUAAAUAAAAUACCUAUAUCAGGAAGCCAUUUUUUAUUUCAGGAAAUGUAAGAAACCAUUAUUUCAGGUUAUCAAAGUAUAACCAAGCAUCCUUUAGGGCAAUUCCUUACCAAAUACAGAAGCUUUUCUGUUUGAUGCACUCUUUCCUCCUUGCCAUUUACCUUUGCAAAGUUAAAGAAAAGGGGAGGGAAUGGGAGAGAAAGCUGAGAUUUCAGCUUCCUACUGCAGUUUCCUACCUGCAGUUUGGGGGCUGCUGUUGCCUUUGGAUGCCCCGUUGAGGUCCUGGAGCGCCUCCAGGGCGGUCCUCCUGUAGUCAAACAGCCAGUGCUCACCAGCUUACCAGAAUGCCAGGACUAAGCCAUCCCAAAGCACAAGCAUUGUGUGUCUCUGUUGACUGCAGAGAAGAGAGAAUCUUGCUUCUGUUUCAUGUUUAAAAAACCAACACGGAAGCAGGUGAUCCAGAGAGAGAGGCCUCUAGCGUGGGUGACCCAGCCGACCUCAGGCCGGUUUCCACACUGCCACAACUUUGUUCAAAGUUGCCCCCAAUCGGAACCCGCCACUUGCCAUUAGAGGGUCUUUCAUGGGGAGAGGAGGAGACUGAAUUACUCUAAGGAAAAUGUGAGAAGUAAGGAAAUCAGCCUUUCAUCCCGGUCCUAAGUAACCGUCAGCCGAAGGUCUUGUGGAACACAGGCAAACUCGUGAUUUUGGUGCUCCUUGUAACUCAGCCCUGCAAAGCAAAGUCCCAUUGAUUUAAGUUGUUUGCAUUUGUACUGGCAAGGCGAAAUAUUUUUAUUACCUUUUCUAUUACUUAUUGUAUGAGCUUUUGUUGUUUACUUGGAGGUUUUGUCUUUUACUACAAGUUUGGAACUAUUUAUUAUUGCUUGGUAUUUGUGCUCUGUUUAAGAGACAGGCACUUUUUUUUAUUAUGGAUAAAAUGUUGAGAUGACAGGAGGUCAUUUCAAUAUGGCUUAGUAAAAUAUUUAUUGUUCCUUUAUUCUCUGUACAAGAUUUUGGGCCUCUUUUUUUCCUUAAUGUCACAAUGUUGAGUUCAGCAUGUGUCUGCCAUUUCAUUUGUACGCUUGUUCAAAACCAAGUUUGUUCUGGUUUCAAGUUAUAAAAAUAAAUUGGACAUUUAAGUUGAUCUCCAAA
Molecule: messenger RNA, 8812 nt
Organism: Callithrix jacchus (white-tufted-ear marmoset)
Lineage: Eukaryota; Metazoa; Chordata; Mammalia; Primates; Cebidae
Source: RefSeq, a predicted model, not a curated record